Phyllopteryx taeniolatus (common seadragon) is the source of this 2159-nucleotide messenger RNA. RefSeq names its product golgin subfamily A member 6-like protein 4. The record is from RefSeq and is a predicted model, not a curated record. The transcript has 3 exons. Lineage: Eukaryota; Metazoa; Chordata; Actinopteri; Syngnathiformes; Syngnathidae. The coding region runs from base 1129 to 2007 and encodes 292 amino acids.
AUUUGUUUAGCGCUGCAAGCGAGUUAGCCACGCACGCUAACUUUGAAAGGUUUGGAAACAAACACUUAUUUUUGUGAUAAAAUCGACAAUCUGUUUGGCAAAGUUCGUUUGCGGCGGUUAGCGUUUCUGUUAGCAUUCAUCAGCCGUCAUUAAAAAGUGGGCCAAAUAGUUUUUGAAAGUCGUCUCGCGAACACGGAACGUGCCCGGCGACGCAUCCGGCCGGACGUCUUUUUUUGCACGACUGCCGUGAACGGGUUUCUUGAAAACGGAUUUCGAAGAUUUGCUUUUGAAGACGCGCAAUUCCGAAAGAGGCCAAGCUGCCGCACGACUUCGUGCUCAACGCACGCCCAACACGGCAAAAGCUCAGGUUUCCGUUCUCGAGCCGAAACGUCGGCCGACCGAGCUGGCGUUGCCCGCUGCAACGAAAGGAAAUGCAAUUCAUCCGUUCCGGCCCGUAGAAGCUCAUCGGAUUUCCCUUCUUUCGAAAUAAAGUCAAUUCACAAUUGUUGCCGAUGAAAUCACUUGCAAAUCGGUAAUUUGUUUACGUUCACCGUGGUUACUGCGAGCCUUAAAUGCAUUGCGUUGUGGGAUGUGGCGGCCAUUUUAGGCAAAAGGAAAGAUGCCUGAAGCACGGAGCCAAUGGCGCUUAUGCGGCGCCGCAAAAGUCCCGAGCCUUCCGCAGCCGCGCCGAGACUCUUCGUAAACCCAAAGCCGAGGUCAUUUUUCUUCACCGUCCGUGAGCCGAGUCGUUCGCAAAGCGAGCUUCCGCUUGUUCGUGUUCACGAUGGAAGAAAGGCGUCGAAUAAGAGCGUCAAAUGAACAAAAAAAUCGGACAUGACCACAGAGAGUCGAAAUGCUGUGGAAUCGAUUGGACCGAGACGUGGCAGAACCGGCGGCACUGCGGGCACCUCGGAGACGUUGAAACGGGCCGAUCGGGCUUUUAUGGCGCGCACGUCUGCAGCCAGGAAGUGAAACCGCCGCUUGCCGUCUCCUAGCAACAGGAAGCAUGUCUGCCUCCGCGGGGACCAAUCAGGCUCCGCUCUUGUCGCCGUGAGCGGCUGGCCGUCUUUCACGGGGUCGCGUGCGGACGCGCGUCCUCAGACCGAGCGCCGAGCUGGCUGCGUGUGGAUGCGGACUUCGUCUUCGGGAGCGUCUUCAUCAAACCAUUCAACAACGUCGAAAGUCGCUUACUUCAAGAGGAAGUAUGCCGAGGAGGAGGUUUUGCACGGAGGCCUACGAGGAUAUUUUCCAAAACAGCACCUGAUCCUGCAGGAGGACCGCGGCUGCAUCCUCAAGUUGUCCCUGGAGAAGCUGAGGUUCCUGGAGGACCCCGAGGCCUACCUGCGACGCUCCGUCCUCAUCAACAACCUGCUCAGGAAGAUCCACCAUGAGCAAGAGGAGGAGGAGGAGGAAGAGGAGGGAGAGGAGGUGGACAGGAAGCGGAUCAAGGUUCUGGUCAGCGACUGUUGCUCUCCGUCUUUGAGCCUGGACCGACUCCAGCGCUACUGUCUGGUUCCGUGUUGUCCUGCGGUGGGAUGUCUCUACGGACUGGAUGCCGGCCAGGGCCUGGAACCGCUGGAACGACUGGAACCUCUGGAUCGUCUGAAACAACUGGAAUGUCUGGAACCUCUGGAACGUCUGCAGCAGCUGGAACAACUGGAACACCUGGAACAUCUGGAACCUCUGCAUCGUCUGGAACAACUGGAACGUCUUCAACCUCUGGAUCAUCUGGAACAACUAGAACAACUGGAACACCUGGGCCGUCUUCAACCUCUGGAGCAGCUGGAACAACUGGAACACCUGGAACGUCUGGAACCUCUGGAUCGUCUGGAACAACUGGAACGCCUGAAACGUCUGGAACCUCUGGAUCGUCUGGAAAGUCUGGAACCUCUGGAUCGUCUGGAACAACUGGAACGCCUGAAACGUCUGGAACCUCUGGAUCGUCUGGAACCUCUGGAACAACUGGAACGUCAGGAACCUCUGGAACGUCUGGAGCAGCUGGAAUAACUGCGACGUCUGGAACCCGAGCACCGGCUGCUCCUUUAAAAUCUGAUCCCGGCCAACUGAACCAUGACAGCAUCCGGCAGAACCUUCUGGAAGAGUCGCCGCCACCUCGGAGGGGCCACCUCUGUACUUCUAUGGAAGGUCCAGGUACUAGU